Hyla sarda is the source of this 4344-nucleotide messenger RNA. RefSeq names its product MLX interacting protein (gene MLXIP). The transcript has 17 exons. Gene Ontology annotation, biological process: regulation of transcription by RNA polymerase II. Lineage: Eukaryota; Metazoa; Chordata; Amphibia; Anura; Hylidae. Bases 458 to 3049 code for a protein of 863 amino acids. Gene Ontology annotation, cellular component: nucleus. Gene Ontology annotation, molecular function: DNA-binding transcription factor activity, RNA polymerase II-specific; protein dimerization activity; RNA polymerase II cis-regulatory region sequence-specific DNA binding. The record is from RefSeq and is a predicted model, not a curated record.
AAAGUAAACAUAGUUAUUAUACUCAUGGUAAAUAGGGGGUGGGGUACAUUCCAUACAGCCCAGUGCCCAUGGUGCCCCUAGAUGACAUCCUCCCACUGGAGACAAAUGAAGGGAGGCAGACACUCCUCACCAUAUUGCUCCCGGUAUGAGCCACGUACAUGAACAAUAGAAAGUGGAAGCAUCGACCCUGCCUCACAUACCCGCAGGAAAACACACACACCCAGGAACUAUCCGUCAACGUCAGAGUGGGCGUUGUCGGGGGCUGGUCAACACCACGGCCAAUCACUAACUAGACUCCGCCCCACUGUCCAUAUUUUGGAGCGCAGCCACCACUGGUUGGCCGGGCCAUGAGUGACGUCAGUGAGGCCUCCCUCUUAGCCCGGCUUCGCCAGUGACAAUAACGCAACGAGAAAUCGGUUCGGUUGCCGGGAAUGUCCCGGUGCUGGGUGCCGCAGGGAUGAUGAUGGCUAAAGCGCUGUCCAUGCGCCUGGCGCACGCUGCCGCCGCCGCGGUGAAGCAGGAGCCGGACGAUGACUCGGAUAUGGACGAGCCCAACUUACUGCUCAAGAAGCUGGACAGCACCGAGGCGCAGAUUAUCCACAGCGGCCACUUCAUGGUGUCCUCCCCGCACAGCGAGCACCCGCCCAAGAAAGGCUACGACUUCGACACGGUGAACGAGAAGGCCUGCCAGACGUACAGCUUCGGCAAGACCAGCACAUGCCAUCUGUCAAUAGACGCGUCCCUCACCAAGCUGCUGGAGUGCAUGACCCUGGCGUACAGUGGAAAGCUGGUUUCUCCAAAAUGGAAGAACUUUAAAGGCUUAAAGCUUCAGUGGAGAGAUAAAAUCCGUCUAAACAAUGCAAUUUGGCGUGCUUGGUACAUGCAGUAUAUAGAGAGAAGACAGAACCCAGUAUGCCAUUUUGUGACCCCAUUGGACGCAUCUGUAGAUUUUGACGAGCAUAAAAGACCUGAGGCCAUUGCAACAGAGGGAAAGUAUUGGAAAAGAAGAAUAGAGAUAGUGGUGAGAGAGUAUCACAAGUGGAGGACCUACUUCAAGAAAAGGUUACAAAAGCACAAAGAUGAAGAUCUCUCCAGUCUGGUCAAAGAUGAUGAUGUUGUUCUUUGGCAUACCAUUGUGGAUGGCAGAGAAUCUCCAGUGCCGAUGGAAGAGGAGCCUCUUCUGGACAUGGAGAUGCUUAUGGCAGAAUUCAGUGACACUUUAUUUUCUACUAUUUAUUCUCAUCAGCACAACCCAAAAGAGAUUGCACAUGCAGGGAAUGCAGAUAUGAUCCAACCAGAACUUUUUCCACUGCAGCCCAACUUAGACCUAAUGGAUACAUUUGAAUCCUUUCCAGAUAUUUUCUCUUCCAAAGUACUGUCAUCUACUUCGUUUAGUUCUUCCUCUUCUUCUUCUGUGCCUGCCGUUCCACUGCCUGACCCUGUUCUGCGUUCCUGUAAUCCCACGUUGGCGCCUCCUAUUUUGCCAUCAAGCUCCCUUGCACCAGUGAAUCUUGAUGAAGAGUUAAUCCCGUCCCCAGGCCCUCCUUCCAUCCUCCCUAGAGUUCCUGAAGGGAGAAGGGAGCGAGCAUCCAGUCUAGGCUGCAUCUCUACUGUCCAGGGGCCAGUCAAGUUUAACUCUGAGACUGCUAUCAGCAGCCAGCAUGGCUUCGUACCAGUUUUCCCCCCUCCAGUGACGAUCUUCCAUACCCCUUCAGCUCCACCAGCCGUGCCUCCAAAUCCUCACCUGGCAUCCCAGCCUUCCUUUGUUACCCCGGACAAUGAGAAGUUCCCAGUGUGUAACUCCUCAGUUAUCACGCACACAGCCUCGGCUACACUUACCCAUAAUCCUUCUGCAACUACCUUCAGCCAGAGCCAGAACCUCAUUCUUGCAACUCAACAACAAGUGCCUUGUAACAUUUCACUGCAACCUGCAGGGGUUGCUCAGCAAAAUGCCCCUCAUUCGAAUACAUACUUUACUAUCUCCAACUCUGGAGCCAAGAAAAAGCAGCCUCAGAAAAUCGUGCCUGCCCCCCAGCCAGAGACUGUGUCCUUGCUAUUUACUCCUGCACAUUUUUCAGGUCAGACACAAGCUGUAAUCGUAUCUCCCGCACCGAGGAUUACACAGUCUAAUGUUGUCAUCGCACCAGCUGGACUCGCAGGAGCCUCUGGAAUGACAGAGUUUCAUCGGAGUAUUCUUGUUGGACCAACUAAGCAAUCUCAGGGCAGCCCGAAGACCCAAUCUGCUGUUUCUCGAAUCUUUCCAAGUCCAACUCAAGAUAACCUGGUGAAGAGAGAGAUGACCCCCUCACACAGCUGCAGCUCUGUGCCGUCUCCUUCAUCCUGCCGAGACUGUCAGAAUUCAAGGCAAGGAUCACCGUGUGCAUCUGAACACAGCCUUAGCCCACCACAUAGCUCAGGAAAAAACACAGCGGACCGUCAAAGCUCUGCACUCAAGACUCAAAGAUUGAAGCAUAUUUCUGCAGAACAGAAGAGGAGGUUUAAUAUAAAACUUGCCUUCAACACGCUCAACAGCUUUGUGUCCUCGAGCAACAGACCGAUCAGCCAUGCGAUUACCCUACAGAAGACAGUGGAGUAUAUUGCCAAACUUCAGCAAGAACGAGCCCAAGUGUUAGAAGAAACCAGACGACUCAGGGAAGAGGUGGAAGAGUUGCAUCAUGCCAUCAGUUCCUGUCAAGAACAGCUUCCAGCUACUGGGGUACCGGUCACUCCUCAGAGGGUUGAUCACACAAGGGAUCUGUUUGACAAGUAUGUGAAAAGCAGAACACUGGAAAACUGGAAGUUCUGGAUUUUUACGAUCAUUAUUAAACCAUUGUUUGACUCUUUCAAUGACAUGGUAUCGACAACCAGCCUUGAGGAGUUACACAGUACAACCCUAGAAUGGCUAGAUCUACACUGCUCCCUCCCGGCUUUGAGGCCCAUGGUGCUAAAGACCCUGCGUUAUCUGAGCACGACAACGUCCAUCUUAUCUGAUCCAUUAAGUUUGCCAGAGCAGGCCAAGCAGGCAGUCACAAAGAACAAUAAGACUUGAUAACUGAUGAACUGAUCCAUACGUGGAGACAAAAGCUUGUGCUGUUACCCGGCAUUGCUCUGUGAGACGUCUUUCAACACUCCGCCUGAACAUCCGCGCUGAAGGAAUUAGUGAUUGGUCAUCAAACGCAUUCAGGGAAUCCCUGUCUUAGUGAUUUUGCUUGGCAACUGUUCUUCAAAGUGCAGAAACCUUCUACACUGAGCACUACAACAAAGAGGAACUGAUGCCACCAUUUCAGAAACAGUCAAAGGGAAAGCCGUUUUUGUGAUGUAAUUGAUAAAGGUUUUUUUGUUUUCUCUAAACCCUUACAGCCUCCAUAAUUGAAGUGUUUUUAUUAUCGAACGCUUUAGCAGCUGUACUAUAGUCACGUGUUAGUGAUGAAAGGAGAACUCCCACAAGUUCUAUAUAAAAGCAUGUAUAAAAAUGGACAAUAGAUAUGUUGCCAGAUGAAUUAGACUUGGGGCAGGGUCCCACAGGGUAGUUCACGCUGCAUCGAUUGCAGUCACUGAGGGACUGCAGAGAGAGCUUUCGGCUGCGACUGGGUAGCUCUGUGUGUCUGCUCGUAGCAGACCCUCUGUGACUGCUGUUGCGCAUCCGCAGCGUGAAGUACGCUGCCGAUGCACCCUGUGUGACCCUGCCCUAAAAUGGGAUCUGCCAUCAAUCUAAACUAUUCUAAUGUCUAUAGCACAUGUACAGACAUAGGCAUCGCUCUGUCAUCUGGUUUGGCCAUUCAAGAUUUAUGGCUGUCUGGACGUUACUUCAGAUGAUGGCAGUGUAAUACCUAUAGCCAUCUGUAUUCCAUGCCUAGUUAUUAGAGGGUGAAGCUCCAAGCUACCACCAGUGACUAGAACAUCUGUUCUUGCAUUGUAAUGUGUUAGUUCAGUGUCCUAAUGGGGCCACUGGACCUCAUAGCAUCCAACAGGCCUUAUUUUUAUUGUCUUAUUCGCUUAUAAUGCUCAUUACUUGCUAUGAGAUCCAGUGUCCUUUUGAUAACACAUACCUGACAAAAAGCAGGCAAAUAAGUACUGUCGCAGGGAAAUCAAACCAGAUGUUCUUCAUGUAUUGUAACUUGGCAGAGAAAUAAAUGAAUAGAUGAGACUUUUAUAUAGAGUUUGUUGGUGUUUUACAUUACUGCUAUUCAGUUAAAGGGGUACUCCGGCGCUAAGACAUCUUAUCCCCUAUCCAAAGGAUAGGGGAUAAGAUGCCUGAUCGUGGGGGUCCCGCUGCUGGGGACCCCCGUGAUCUUCCACGCCGCACCCCGUUAGAAUCAGCCCCCAGGCGUGCUCGCUCCGGGU